AUGCACACAUUGUCUGGGCGCUAUGAUGUUUGCUGGCCUGCAUUGGCCGCUUUGAGUGCUGCACUUGGAGACACACUCGCGUCUGAACUUGCACCACUCGCCGACGCUCAACCAAAACUUGUCACACAUCCAUGGCGCCAAGUACCAGUCGGUACCAACGGCGGCGUCACUCUCGCGGGACUUUUCCUGUCAAUCGUCGGCGGCUGGAUCAUCGGUGCAUUGUAUGCCCUCACCGCGCGAGCACCAUCAAUUGCUGUUUUCGAACUCGUCGUACUCUGCGGACUAUUCGGACUCAUCGGAAGCCUCAUCGACAGCCUCCUUGGCGCCCUCCUCGAACGAGAUCCAGAGGAACGAGAUCCAGAGGAACUACAACGUCCUCACGAACGAGACCACUCGGACGAGAAACGAGACGGACACUGCGACGGGAAACGAGCGGGGCCUUCACUCUGGGCCGUAUUGGACAACGACCAAGUCAACUUCAUCAGCACGACGACCGCCGCCGCGCUGGCCUCUCUGAUGCUGUGA
Molecule: messenger RNA, 525 nt
Organism: Gregarina niphandrodes
Lineage: Eukaryota; Apicomplexa; Conoidasida; Eugregarinorida; Gregarinidae
Product: membrane protein
Exons: 1
Coding region: 1-525 (174 amino acids)
Cellular component (GO): membrane
Source: RefSeq, a predicted model, not a curated record